GUGGAGCAGAGUUGCUGUUGUCGUGCUUUCUUUGCGUUUACUCCGAAAAGUUUGAAAAUAUGGUGCAGCAAAUCUCCAAGUCUAGAGCGAGUGAGACUCCUCUGCUGAAAGCUGGCCAUCCUCCGGCAGUGAAGGCUGGAGGUAAACGGAUGGCCAAGAAAAGCUUCGACGACAGUGGCAGCCAUGGGAUUCCAGACAAGGAGACCAAGAGGACUGAUAAACCAAGCAGGUCCCUCACCACCUCCAACAGGAUGCAACCAGUUAGUAUUCUUCUGUCAGGAACUCUUGACAAGCUCAGCCAUAACUUUCCAGAGACUCCAGUCAGCAUGAGGCACAGCAAGGUGCGCCCUGCUUUGGAAAAGUCCUACUCCCCCCGGAACUUUGUCAUCCAGCAGCCGCAGAAGUUUUGAACAACAUGUGUUUAAUAAAAUCCCAGAGGGAACCAUGCAAAGUCAACCGUGAAAGGCAAACAUGAAGCGCUAGACACGCGCGGGGACUGACUGGUUGUCCGUAAAGUGUCAGUGUUUAUGAAGGGAGAGCUUUCGUUGGGCUCUGUUUAUACUUUCUAGGCUGCGCUUGUUUAUAAGAAUACUUUAAAGUGGCAUUGAAUCUGUAUUUUCAAGUGUUGUGAGAAAAAAGUCCUAGCUGAUGAAAACCAGAUGGUGUUUUGGUAUGUUUAUUAAUAUGAGGGUUGGGGGUUGUAAAGUGAGGUUUUUUGAUAGCUUUUCCAGUGAAAUCUUCUCAAUGUAUUGCUUGUCUCUUAGAUUUGAUAAAAACGUAUCUAAAAAUAAAUUGUAUGGCCGUA
Pseudoliparis swirei is the source of this 805-nucleotide messenger RNA. RefSeq names its product death associated protein 1b (gene dapl1b.1). Gene Ontology annotation, molecular function: death domain binding. The transcript is spliced from 4 exons. NCBI's taxonomy places the organism in Eukaryota, Metazoa, Chordata, Actinopteri, Perciformes, Liparidae. Bases 60 to 410 code for a protein of 116 amino acids. Gene Ontology annotation, biological process: cellular response to amino acid starvation; apoptotic signaling pathway; negative regulation of autophagy. The record is from RefSeq and is a predicted model, not a curated record.